AUGGCGGUCACCCUUGAUAAUAUUCAAUUUUACCAUGGCCCGUCGAAGCCUACGAAGCGGCCUUAUUAUACCUUCAACAGUAACGAUGAUGGAAAUGGAACCAUGCCUUCGGUCUGUCCACCUGCAAUUGAAGAGAGAACAAUAUUUUUGGCAACAGACCAUCACAACUUUCUUCCAGCUACCCACUCAGAAGAAACCAUGAACCAGCAUACAGUACAAUCGUCGAACAUCUUUGAUCUCGAACUAGCGAAAACACGGGAAAUGGUAUCAUCAUCGCCGACACUUAACGAGACUGGCGAGCGUGGUGCCUGCUCUUCAAGGUCGACCUCUGUCCGUGAUCAUCAAGAACAUUCCAGGUCGUCGUCGCAUGGUCUAUGCAAAACGAUAGAGCCGGACUUCCCAGGCAUAUCUUCAAGAUCUUCUUCAGUCAGCCCUAGUCCAUCAUUACUCCAUGCGGACUCAGUAGGGGCUCCUCCCCCAUCCUCUACCAAUAUGAUUGAGGAGUCGUCAUCGUCACGCUCAACAAACAGUGGAGAAGUUUUCAAUAGGUGUGCUUCAUGCGACGAAGAAGGGUCAAGCAAUUUGCUCUCCAACGUCUCAUUACAGCCUAGUCUCACGUCCAAGGCGGCAAGCGAAAGAAGCACACCCGCUUUUGUGUUUCAAAGCAGCCCCAGUGACUGUCUGGUGGUCACUUCCGGGCCAAGUUCGGAGCCAAGUUCAGAUUCUUCAUCAACGGAAAUUGCCUUGUUCGGUAGUUCUGGACCGAAGAAUGCAGAUUAUGACAGCGCAUCUGACCUGGACUAUGCGGAGCAAGCAGCCAGGUGCGGGUCUGUGGGUUCUCAUUCAGAAAGAACAAGUGUCCAGAAGGAUUUCAUUCGAAGGCAUACACAAAGAGAAACCAAAAAGCGCUCUCCUGGUAGACGAGAGGACGCAGCUGGGAGGAGGCACACGUCUGUCGCUGUAGUGAUACCCCCGCCACGCCGACAUCAGUUAUGGAGCCUGCGCUCAAGCCCAGGGCAUAUUCCGCCAGACGAUAGUCAGAGCGAAAGCAGUGCAAAUAAUGAUGAUUCCGAUGAUGGGGAUUUUACGAUUGACACAGUCGUGUCACGAGUUUCGAAUAUUAAGGCUCACCGGUUGUCAAUGGAAAAAAGCCCUAGCUCAAUUCGAACUUCCUCGUGCCAAGCAGGACACACGUCUCAUAAUCAGUCGAUCUGCCCAGAGCCUACUUACUACUUAACUUUCAUGCCUGACAAUUUCAUGCCCGACAACCUCAACUUGAUGCCACCUGUGCCCACGCGGAGUCGUCGUGCCUCCAAUACGCCGACUAUAAUCAGCGAGCGGAGAACCAGAGGCUGUACAGCUCCCGUCAAAGGGCAACGUCGAUCAUAUUCGACCGACGAAGAAAAAUUGCUGGUGCAGUUGAAAGAGAGAGAAAAUCUUACAUGGAAAGAGAUCGCGACACACUUUCCUGGACGCAAGUGGUCUUCAUUGCAGGUCCACUACUCUACCAAACUGAAAGGUCGAAAUUCUAAUCGAAGAUAUGGACAAGGGCAGAAAAGAGUACGGCGCAAAAAACACCGAUGA
This is a messenger RNA of Penicillium malachiteum, 1584 nucleotides long. RefSeq lists its product as uncharacterized. The transcript has 3 exons. The coding region runs from base 1 to 1584 and encodes 527 amino acids. The record is from RefSeq and is a predicted model, not a curated record. Lineage: Eukaryota; Fungi; Ascomycota; Eurotiomycetes; Eurotiales; Aspergillaceae.